CGCACAGACACACAUGGCAGCCUGCUCAGUGCACACAAAUUAAAUCACGUCCUUACACAUCAUUGUGGAGGAAGCAGAGAGAAGCAGGGGACAGGGGGAGUGCUGCUAACUGCUGGAAUCAGUCUUCGACACACAGCACUGCAGUGAUCCUCGCUUCCUCCCUCGCAAAGCAAUGAUGCUGCUGUGAAGGACAGGGAAGCACUCUGACAGUGUGUGUACACAAAACAGCCAGACAGGACAAGAAGCUGGCUGCUGGAACAUGCAGGGAUAGAUUUGUCACUGAUGGUUAUGCACGCCAUUCAGGUUUGAGGUAAUCGAAUCAGAAAACUGUGCAAUUCCUCUGUGCACUUGCUACCACUCCCAAGACAGUGACAGAUAUAAGGGAGAGGGAAUUGAGGCUACAUGGACAUGCCUGUCAUCUCUAGAAGGAAUGGAUACUGAAUAAUGAUGUCCAGUUUGAACAGGAAUUUAACAGAAACUACAUUGCUGAAAAGGGAAAGGCAUUCCAUCAACUGGAAUAAGCCAUUUUUCUUACAUAAAGGAGGGGAAUGCCAUGAAAUCUACUGAGUUCUGGACCUGCAAGUGGUUGCUGCACUUCUUUGCUCACCCCUGCUGAGACUGACUGAAUUGGUACUUGCCUGUUUGAUCAUCUGACAUUGCUUUUACUUUAGUGUGAGGUGCACGGUAUACCUGACAAGCCUACUGCAGCAACCACUGCAGCUUUCAAGAAGUACAGUCUCCCUUCAGCCAACCACAUCACAAGGAACAUGGGAUGUCGUCAAAGCUCUGAGGAGAAGGAGGCAGCAAGGCGUUCCAGGAGGAUUGAUCGGCAUCUCCGCUCAGAGAGUCAGCGUCAGCGCCGUGAGAUCAAACUCCUGCUGCUAGGAACCAGCAACUCGGGCAAAAGCACCAUUGUCAAGCAGAUGAAAAUUAUCCACAGUGGCGGGUUCAACUUGGAGGCAUGCAAGGAAUACAAGCCCCUCAUUAUUUAUAAUGCUAUAGACUCUCUUACACGCAUUAUCCGUGCACUAGCCACCCUCAAAAUAGAAUUCCAUAACCCAGACAGAGCUUAUGAUGCUGUUCAACUCUUUGCUCUGACUGGGCCUGCUGAGAGCAAAGGAGAGAUUACACCUGAACUGCUUGGAGUAAUGAAGCGCUUGUGGGGUGAUCCUGGCGUCCAGGAAUGCUUCUGCCGGUCCAACGAGUAUCACUUGGAAGACAAUGCAGCCUACUACCUGAAUGAUCUUGACAGAAUUGCAGCAGCUGACUACAUCCCAACUGUAGAAGAUAUUUUACGUUCAAGAGACAUGACCACAGGCAUAGUGGAAAACAAGUUUACUUUCAAAGAGCUGACAUUUAAAAUGGUGGAUGUGGGAGGGCAGCGGUCUGAACGGAAGAAAUGGAUUCACUGUUUUGAAGGGGUUACAGCAAUAAUUUUCUGUGUGGAGCUGAGUGGAUAUGACCUGAAGUUGUAUGAAGACAACCAAACAAGUCGAAUGGCUGAAAGUUUGCGUCUGUUUGAUUCUAUCUGCAACAACAACUGGUUCAUCAACACUUCACUUAUCCUGUUUCUGAACAAGAAAGAUCUCCUUGCAGAAAAGAUAAAACGAAUUCCAUUGAUGGUGUGUUUCCCAGAAUACAAGGGUCAAAACACAUAUGAAGAAGCUGCCGUUUACAUUCAGCGGCAAUUUGAGGACCUGAACCGCAACAAGGAAACUAAAGAAAUCUACUCCCACUUUACCUGUGCUACAGACACCAGUAACAUUCAGUUUGUUUUUGAUGCAGUCACUGAUGUGAUAAUUCAAAAUAACUUGAAAUAUAUUGGGCUCUGCUAGACAAUUGUCCAUCUAAUAUAGAACAAAAUCCAUUCAGGAUUCGGGAGGUCAAGAAUAAAAUUAAAUAGGAACAGUGCUGGAUCUGGCACCAAACAAUGGCAAGGAAAAUUACCACAGUGACGAUAACUGGAUGAGGUCUGACUACUGCACUGAUUUGCUUAACGAAUUCACUAAAAUUCUGGUGAUUUGCAAUCCAGUAUCAUGAGUUCCAGUAUGGAAUCAUGAGAAACACUGUGAUCUCUGAAAUAACCUCUCCUUUUUAUGUGAUGUGACUGAGCUAUGGUUUAUUUACUCUCUGCCAUUCCAGACAUCAUACAUGCAAUCUAUAAAAUCAAAAGCUGAGUUAAAUGUAUGCAGGUCAAAGAUAACUUGUCAACGUAAACAGGCAACAGUCCUUUUCUUCAAGUUCGGUUUAAAAAGGGGGGGGUCAUAUAAUACUUGACUCCUUGUAAAUAAGAAAUAAUUCAACAAAACGUUUUUUAAGGAAAGAAAUUAAACAUUUAAUUUACUUGAUAUAAU
This is a messenger RNA of Mobula hypostoma (lesser devil ray), 2354 nucleotides long. RefSeq names its product guanine nucleotide binding protein (G protein), alpha z polypeptide (gene gnaz). The record is from RefSeq and is a predicted model, not a curated record. The transcript is spliced from 3 exons. Gene Ontology annotation, biological process: adenylate cyclase-modulating G protein-coupled receptor signaling pathway. NCBI's taxonomy places the organism in Eukaryota, Metazoa, Chordata, Chondrichthyes, Myliobatiformes, Myliobatidae. The coding region runs from base 768 to 1835 and encodes 355 amino acids. Gene Ontology annotation, cellular component: heterotrimeric G-protein complex. Gene Ontology annotation, molecular function: G protein-coupled receptor binding; G-protein beta/gamma-subunit complex binding; GTP binding.